Messenger RNA from Peromyscus californicus insignis, 1811 nucleotides. It is a transcript of the gene Arrb2, whose product is annotated as arrestin beta 2. Bases 167 to 1399 code for a protein of 410 amino acids. The record is from RefSeq and is a predicted model, not a curated record. Gene Ontology annotation, cellular component: cytoplasm. Gene Ontology annotation, molecular function: angiotensin receptor binding. NCBI's taxonomy places the organism in Eukaryota, Metazoa, Chordata, Mammalia, Rodentia, Cricetidae. Gene Ontology annotation, biological process: positive regulation of ERK1 and ERK2 cascade; G protein-coupled receptor internalization; signal transduction. The transcript is spliced from 15 exons.
CCCGGCUCCCCGAGACCCAGACCCGAGGGGAGGGGAAGGAGGAGAAAGAGCGAGGGCGCGCGUGCGCAGUGGCGCGGGGAGGAGCGGGGGGGACCUGGCAGCGGGCAAGAAGGCUGCGAGCGAGCCGCGAACCCGGCUGGUGGAGGGUGGCGAGCGCGCGCGCACCAUGGGGGAAAAACCCGGGACCAGGGUCUUCAAGAAGUCGAGUCCUAACUGCAAGCUCACCGUGUACUUGGGCAAGCGCGACUUUGUAGAUCACCUGGACAAAGUGGAUCCUGUGGAUGGCGUGGUGCUUGUGGAUCCUGACUACCUGAAGGAUCGCAAAGUGUUUGUGACCCUCACCUGCGCCUUCCGCUAUGGCCGAGAAGAUCUGGAUGUACUGGGCCUGUCUUUCCGCAAAGACCUGUUCAUCGCCACCUACCAAGCCUUCCCCCCCAUGCCCAACCCACCCCGGCCCCCCACCCGGCUACAGGACCGACUGCUGAAGAAGUUGGGCCACCAUGCCCAUCCCUUUUUUUUCACAAUACCCCAGAAUUUGCCCUGCUCUGUCACGCUGCAGCCAGGACCAGAGGACACGGGGAAGGCCUGCGGAGUCGACUUUGAGAUUCGUGCCUUCUGUGCCAAAUCACUAGAAGAAAAAAGCCACAAAAGGAACUCUGUGAGACUUAUCAUCAGAAAGGUACAGUUUGCUCCAGAGACACCCGGCCCCCAGCCCUCAGCUGAAACCACACGCCACUUCCUCAUGUCUGACCGGAGGUCCCUGCACCUAGAGGCUUCCCUGGACAAAGAGCUGUACUACCACGGGGAGCCGCUCAACGUCAACGUCCAUGUCACCAACAACUCCGCCAAGACCGUCAAGAAGAUCAGAGUCUCUGUGAGACAGUAUGCUGACAUUUGCCUCUUCAGCACCGCGCAGUACAAGUGUCCUGUGGCUCAGCUUGAGCAAGAUGACCAGGUAUCCCCCAGUUCCACGUUCUGCAAGGUGUACACCAUAACCCCCCUGCUCAGUGACAACCGGGAGAAGCGUGGCCUUGCCCUGGACGGGCAGCUCAAGCAUGAAGACACCAACUUGGCUUCCAGCACUAUAGUGAAGGAGGGAGCCAACAAGGAGGUGCUGGGAAUCCUGGUGUCCUACAGGGUCAAGGUGAAGCUGGUGGUGUCGCGAGGCGGGGAUGUCUCCGUGGAGCUGCCUUUUGUUCUCAUGCACCCCAAGCCCCAUGACCACAUCACCCUUCCCAGACCCCAGUCAGCCCCCCGGGAAACAGAUGUCCCCGUGGAUACCAACCUCAUCGAAUUCGAUACCAACUACGCCACAGACGACGACAUUGUGUUUGAGGACUUUGCCCGGCUCCGGCUGAAGGGGAUGAAGGAUGAUGACUGUGACGACCAGUUCUGCUAGGAAGAGGGGCUGGGAGAGGUAGGGGCAGGACCGAGAUCCCACUGUCAUUUCGGGUGGGAGGGUCCCAGCCUCUCCUCCUUCCCCAUCCACCCAAGAUACGCACUGGACCCAUCAUUUGUUGAAAGUGGGCAUUAAUCUUUUGCCGUCAGCUCUGCGGGGCCCUAGCCCUGCUCCCUAGGGUGGCAAGCUGUAUGCCCACCUAAGGUUUUGGGAAGGGAACACUGAAAAUGAGGAGUGAUUUAGAGAAAGGAGUAGAAAGAACUCCCCACAUUUGGCCUCAGACCAACCCGCUCCCCGCCCCCUAAGUCAUCACUUCUGCCUCCCAUUCCUUGAAGAUGAGACUGUGUGUGUGGAGGGCAAGGCCAUUUCUUUGUUUCAGAGCAUAGGGAAGAAAUAAACCUUUGAAUAGGCA